AGAAAGGUUACGCAGUGGAGGGCUAACUUUAACAUACGCGAGUUGUCAGGGUCUGGGAAGAAACGAAACCAUCUUUUAUACAAUAUUAGACCUUUCCUUUAGUUUCAAAAUGAAUGUCCAACCUUGUGCUAGGUGUGGCUAUGUGGUUUACCCAGCUGAGAAAAUCAACUGCAUAGAUCAGAAUUGGCACAAAGCGUGUUUUCACUGUGAGAUUUGUAAGAUGAUACUUACCGCAAAUAAUUUUGUCAGUCAUCAGAAAAAGCCAUACUGCCAAGUGCACAACCCCAAAAACAACGACUUUACCAGCGUGUAUGAAACUCCCGCUAACAUAAAUGCAAAAAAGCAAUCGGAAGCCAUCAGUGAGAUUAAAUACCGUGAAGAAGGAGAAAGGUAUAAAUCUGUUUUCCACUGGGAUAUGAAGUCCAGAGAGGUGGAACAUGCUCGUAAAGUCAGUCAUCUUUCAAGUCAGAAAACCUACCAGGCUGACUAUGAGGAACAAAAGUCCUGGUACCAAGGCACAGUAACCAGCCCAGGAAUUCUAAGGGUGGCCCAGGCACAGAACACCAUUAGUGAUGUAGAGUAUAAGCGUGGGCAUGAGGAUCGUGUUUCCAAAUUCACAUCCGUUGCAGACACUCGAGACAUACUGCAUGCCCAAGCAGGAGGGCAGCUUGCGAGUGAUAUUAAUUACACUGAAGAAUAUGAGCAUCUUAAAGGAAAAGGGAGCUUCCCUGCAAUGAUCACUCCAGCAUACCAGCGCGCCAAGCAAGCCAACACUUUGGCUAGUGAUCUGGAGUACAAGCGUGGCCACGGGGAGCGUGUUUCUCAGUACACCUCGGUGACAGACACCCCAGAGGUGCUGCUUGCUAAAGCAGGAGGGCGGCUCGCCAGCGAUUACGCAUACACAGAACAAUAUGAGCAGCACAGAGGGAAAGGCAGCUUCCCUGCACUGAUCACCCCAGCCUAUCAGAGUGCCAAGAAAGCCAGUGAGCUGGCCAGCGGGGUUAAAUAUCAUGAACAGUAUGAAAAAGAGCUGAAGGGGAAAGGAUGCAGUGAAGCCAGUGGAGCCGAGAUCGCCCUUGCGAGAGAGAACACAGACAGGUUCAGCCAGCAUUUGUACACUGAAGAAUAUGAACAGCACAGAGGGAAAGGCAGCUUCCCUGCAAUGAUCACUCCUGCUUAUCAUAUGGCCAAGAAAGCCCAUGACCUUGCCAGCGAUGUAAAAUAUAAGAAAGAUCUUUCAAAGAUGAAGGGGGCUGCUCAUUUCCACACCCUGACGUCUCACGACAAUUUAGCACUCAAGAGAGCCCAGAAAAUCAACAAACUAGUGAGCGAGGUGGAGUACAAGAAGGAUCUGGAAAACACCAAAGGUCACAGCAUUAAUUACUGUGAAACUCCUCAGUUUAAGAAUGCAUCCAAGAUGGCUAAAUAUACUAGUGAUGUUAAGUACAAGCAGAGCUAUCAGAACCAGAUGAAGGGGCAUUAUGAAGGCGUUGGUAUGGACAGACGGACACUCCAUGCAAUGAAAGUCAGAAAUUUGGCAAGUAAUAUUGCUUAUAAAUCGGACUAUGAAAAUGACAAGAAUGAACAAACUGACUACAACUAUCCUGCCACAAUGACUCCUUCAUAUAAGACUCAGAAGAAACUGGAACCACUAAAGGAUGUGAACUACAGACAACACGUGGACAAGCUAACAUACAGUUCAGUAACAGACACUCCUGAUAUAGUGCAAGCAAAAAUCAACGCUCAUCAGCUCAGCAAUCUGAAUUAUCGAGCCCAGUAUGAAAAAACCAAGACGAACUUCACAUUGCCUCAGGAUAUUCCUCACCUCAAGAAGGCGAAGGCCAAUGCUGAGCUUUACAGUGGUAUUAAAUACAAGGAGGACUGGGAGAAGACUAAAUCAAAGGCUUGUGAGAUGACUCUGGAUAACAUGUCUUUAUUGGCAGCCAAAGCUUCCCGGGAUCUAGCUAGUGAUAUUAAAUACAGAGAAGCUUAUGAGAAAAUGAAAGACAAAGCGGUGGGAGCCAGUGUGAGCGAUUCCAAGACCCUGCACUCACUCCAGGCUGCCAAGAUGAGCAGCGAGAUUGCCUACAGGAAAGGUUCUAAAGAAACCCAGUCCCAGUUCCAUCUUCCUCUGGACAUGCUGCACCUGAGCCACGCCAAGAAGGCCCAGUCCCUGGCCAGUGAGACAGAGUACAGGAAGAGGCUGCAUGAGUACACAGUGCUGCCGGACGACAUGAAGGUCAAGUGGGCAAAGAAGGCCUACAGCCUGCAGAGUGAGAGCCAAUACAAGGCAGAUCUGAGUUGGAUGAAAGGGGUGGGAUGGGUCACAGAGGGCAGCCUUGACGUUCAGCAGGCAAAGAAAGCAGGAGAUCUUCUCAGUGAGAAAAAGUACAGGCAGAAGGUUGAUGAGCUGAAAUUCACCCAGGUGGCUGACACCCUCAACAUUAAACAUGCCAAGAAAAGCCAGGAGAUGCAGAGUGAGCUUGUGUAUAAAGCAGGCACCGAGCAAACGCUUCACCAGUACACCAUGAACAAAGAUGAACCGCUAUUCAGACAAGCGAAAGCAAACGCUGAAUACCUCAGCCAGAACUCCUACAAGAAUAGUUGGGAAAAGCAAAAAGGCAAAGGGUUUGAGCUUCGUAUGGAUGCGCUGUCCAUCUUGGCAGCGAAAAGCAAGAGGGAUCUUGCAAGCGAUAUCAAGUACAGAGAAGAUUAUGAGAAGACAAAGGGUGUGAUGAUUGGAGUAAAGGACGUUAAAGGCGAUUCUCAGCUGGCUCAUUCCACGAGAGUGUCCAGGUUGCACAGCGACCUGCAGUACAAGAAAGAGUAUGAGGACAACAAGACGAAGUACAGCACCUCCCUGGAUAUGCUGACCCUCGCUCAUGCCAAGAAGGCCCAAGGCCUAGCGACAGACCAAGGGUACAAGACAUUCCUGCACCAUUACACCUCUGUGCCGACUGACACGAAGCUGGAAUGGGCAAAGAAGGCUUAUGGAAUACAGAGUGAUAACCAAUACAAGUCUGACCUAAACUGGAUGAAAGGAGUUGGGUGGGCAGCUGCAGGAUCAUUGGAUGUGGAACAAGCCAGGAAAGCAGGAGACCUCAUCAGUGAGAGAAAGUACCGUCAGCAUGCAUAUGCACUGAAGCACACCAGCAUCAAAGACACACCUGAAAUGAUUCAGGCCAAGAUUAGUUAUAACCAGGCUGUGGAUAGAUUAUACAAAGAACAGGGCGAGAGUGUGAAGCAUCACUACACCAUGACAAACAACCUUCCAGAGCACCUGCAAGCCAAACUCAAUGCAAUGAACUUAAGUGAGGCUCGUUACAAGCAAUCUUGGACUAAGCUUCGGGACGCUGGGUACAAGUUGGGUUUGGAUGCAAUUCCGUUCCAGGCUGCUAAAGCGUCUGGAGAAAUGAUCAGUGAUUACAAGUACAAAGAAGCGUUUGAGAAAACGAAGGGCCGUAUGGUUGGACUGAGGGGACUGGAGGAUGACAUCAAUAUUUCUCACUCAGUCCAUGCAGGAAAGCUGCAGAGUGAUUUAAAAUACAGGAAAGACUCAGAGAAGACCAGGUCCCAGUUCCACCUUCCUAUGGACAUGAUGGUGUUGGUGCAUGCUAAGAAGGCCCAGUCUCUGGCCAGCGACCAGGAUUACAAGUACAUGCUUCAUCAGUACACCUCUCUGCCCGACGACCUGAAGAUGCAGUGGGCAAAGAAGGCCUACGAGCUGCAGAGCGAGAAACUGUACCGCUCUGACUUGAACUUCUUGAGAGGGGUGGCCUGGAUCAGCACAGGGGCCGUGCAGAUUGAAGGAUCGAAGAGAGCAACGGAGCUGCUCAGCGAGAAAAAGUAUCGUCAACAGCCAUAUUCAUUCAAGCAUACAACUGUGACAGACUCUCCUGAUUUGCUCCAUGCUAAAUUAAGCAACAUUAUUUCCAAUGAGCGUCUGUACAAAGAAGCAGGAGAACAUGCUAGACAUCAAUAUACCCCGACCCUUGGUCAACCUGAGCUCAACCAAGCAAAGAUUAAUGCAGCCAAUUUCAGUGAGUCAAAAUACAGGCAGUCCUGGCUUGAUUUACGGGCUCAGGGCUAUAAGUUAACAAUGGACGCCAUCCCAUUCCAGGCUGCGAAGGCAUCUGGAGACAUUGCAAGUGAUUACCAAUACAGACACAACUUUGUGCUGGAGAAGGGCAAGCACAUUGGAGCCAGGAGCAUUCUGGAUGACCCCAAGCUGCUGCACUGCAUGCAGAUGGCCAAGUUACAGAGCGAGCAGCAGUAUAAGAAGGAGUCCCGAGACACCAGCUCCCAGUUCCACCUGGCUAUGGACAUGGUCAACCUAGUCCAUGCCAAGAAGGCUCAGGCGCUGGCCAGCAAUCAGGACUACAAGGUCAAGGACCACGCCUACACUGUACUGCCGGAUGACAUGAAGGUGCAGUGGGCAAAGAAGGCCUAUAAGCUGCAGAGUGAGAAACUGUACAAGUCAGACCUGAACUUCAUGAAAGGAGUGGGCUGGAUUACAGCAGGAACCCCACAGAUCGAAACUGCAAAAAGGGCUGGAGAACUUAUCAGUGAGAAGAACUAUCGGCAGCACCCGGGCAGCCUGCAAUUCACCUCAGUGGCUGACUCUCCAGACCUGCUUCAUGCGAGGAACAGCUACCUGCAAUGCAGUGAAAGGCUGUACAAGUCUGGGGAUUCUGAGUCCAUGCACAGAUGCACCUUGCCUCCUGACCACCCCGACUUCAUCAGAGCCCGUCUGAACGCUCAGCACAUCAGUGAUAAAGCUUAUAAAACAUCUUGGGACCAGAUCAGAUCUGCCCACUUUGACUUUCGACUGGAUGCCAUCCCCUUCCAAACAGCUAAAGCAUCAAGGGAAAUCGCUAGUGAUUUCCGAUACAAAGAGGCCUUCGUGAAGGAUAAGGGUCAGCAGAUUGGGUUCCGCUGUGUCGAUGACGACCCCAAAAUGAAACACUUCCUAUCGGUCAGCAAACUCCAGAGCAACAAUGAGUACAAGAAGCAUUCAGAAGAGACCAGGUCCCAGUACAAGAGCCACAGCGAUCAGCCAGGCUUCCUCCAAGCCAAGAAGAGCCAGGAGCAAGCCAGCGACCUGAGCUACAGACAGCACCUGCACCAGUAUACCUGUGACCCGGAGCAGCUAAACCUGAAACAUGCAAAGCAGGCCUACAAGCUGCAGAGCGAUGUUAACUAUAAAUCGGACCUGAGCUGGAUGCGAGGUAUUGGCUGGACCCCGCCAGGCUCCCACAAGGUGGAGAUGGCCAGGCGGGCGGCUGAACUGGGCUACGCACAGGGGCUGGACCUGGAACACACUGCAGCACAGCAUGAGCAGCACAUGCGGGCAUCUCAGCAGAAGGAAACCAGACAGGAAUUUCAGCAAGAGGGGGUUAACCUAGAUGCUACUGAGAUCCUUCAUGUUAAAAGAAAGAAAGUGCAGAUGAAUAAGAAAACUAUGUAGAGUCCCUCAGGAAUCCAAGUAUAGUACUGUAUGCUCCUGUGCUGCAUUUAAACAUGUAAUGCCAGUUUAAACAUGCCUGGGACUUGGAAGGUAAAACGCUUACUAAUGUACUUUAUUCACAUUUAUAAUUUGUCAUGAUGAAUGUUGCUUACUGGUUAAUAUCUGAUUUGUAUUUAGAAAUGAUGUAUGGCAUGAUGUUUCACUAUUUAACUGACAGGUUCAGCUGUGUACCAGAGAGAUAAACAGUUGCUUGGUGUCACUUGCUUAAAUGUUUAGCAGAGAGACGAUAUAAUGCUUGUUUAUCUAUGCUAUGCUUUGGAAGGGUAAAUAAAGAUUUUGGUAUAGCACA
Molecule: messenger RNA, 5816 nt
Organism: Acipenser ruthenus (sterlet)
Lineage: Eukaryota; Metazoa; Chordata; Actinopteri; Acipenseriformes; Acipenseridae
Gene: nrap
Product: nebulin-related anchoring protein
Exons: 43
Coding region: 110-5467 (1785 amino acids)
Biological process (GO): cardiac muscle thin filament assembly
Cellular component (GO): Z disc
Molecular function (GO): actin filament binding
Source: RefSeq, a predicted model, not a curated record